This is a messenger RNA of Aspergillus fumigatus Af293, 939 nucleotides long. Lineage: Eukaryota; Fungi; Ascomycota; Eurotiomycetes; Eurotiales; Aspergillaceae. The record is from RefSeq and is a predicted model, not a curated record.
AUGUCUCUAUACGAGGAGGCUGCAGUUGAGUAUCGGUUGAGAGCCAUACAGGCUCUCAGCGAGGAAAUCAGGAAGAGUCAGGGACCUAAUUCCCUGCAUGAGGACGAGCAAGAUGCUAUUCUCGCCAUAAUCCAGAUUCUGCUCCUACACGACAUUGCCGAGACGGGUAUCUCUACCCAUGGUAUACACAUUACCGGGGCAAUGCUUGACAUCAUUCGUGCCUUUGCUGGUCCUGAACGGUUGUGCUUCUCUCAGGACAUUCGCGAAACCGUCGCCAGUGCCACCGAUGAAAAAUUUGAGCUAGUCAACGGAUGUCCCAGGGAGAUAUUCCUGGUUAUUGGAGCGGCCCUGGAAAAAGCAAAGGAAUACAAUCUCGGUUGGUUAUCGUGGGAUGAGUAUCAAGUUGCUUUGCAAUCAGCAAAGCACAAGCUCUACUCGUUCGACAGGACAGCUAGAACAUACCCCAGCUCUGAUCCUAGGUGGAUGUCCACAGCGGAGGCGUUUCAGUAUGCUUGCAUUCUGCGCAUUCUUCGAUUGUUAGACCCAUUACAGCAACCCCAAAGCAAUGAGAUACAGGAGUGCGUGGCAAGGAUCUUAGACGCUACUGCGAGAAUUCCCUCCGAUUGUUGCCUCCUUGAGCUGCUUGUUUUCCCCUUGUUCAUGGGUGGGUCGGAUGCGCUUUCUCCUCACUCCCAAUACUAUGUCAUCGCGCGCCUGAACGAGAUUGAGCGAAGGUCCGAGUUCCGCAAUCCGGUACCUCGAGAAUUGUUGGAGAAGGUCUGGGCCGCGAGAGCUGCGCAAGCCCCUGGCGAUGAUCAAAACAUCUCCUGGACCACCUUCGUAAGCGACCUACUGACUUUCAGUUCCCUUCCUUUCCACAGGCCUCUGACUGCAUACAGACUCAUUCACCCGAAUUGGCACAGCAGCAUGAUUAUUUGA